AUGAAGAAAAAGGUGGACGGACGGAUUAAGACCCUGGUGGAGAACAACGUGGCGCUGGGGCAGCGCAGCAUGUUCCUGGUAAUAGGGGACCAGGGGAAAAACGUAGUGGUAAAUUUUUACUUCCUGCUGAAUCGGCUAGCCAGCAGGACGCACAACAUCCUUUGGUGUUACAAGAAAAAGCUCGACUUCUCUACAAGUAAAAAAAAACGAUUCAGGGAAAUGAAGAAGAAAAUAAAAAAAGGAACCUUCGACACAACCAUAGAUAGUAACUUCGAUGCGUUUUUAAAAAGUGCUAACAUUAGGUUCUGCUUCUACAAUGAGACAAAGAAGGUUCUCGGGAAGACGUACUCCAUGUGCGUACUUCAGGACUUCUCCUACAUAACACCAAACAUUCUGUGUAGGUGUAUAGAGACAGUAAUCGGUGGGGGAAUCAUUCUCUUCCUUUUAAAUAAGCUAGACGACGUGAAGAACAUAUACAACCUAACCUUGAAUUGCCACAAGAAGUACACCCAGAGUGGCAUCUCUAGUGUUUACAACAAUUAUAUAACGAGGUUUUUUCUCUCCUUGAAUCAGUGUUCCAAUGCAAUGUUUAUUGACGAUGAGAUGAACAUACUACCGUUGAAUGAUAACCACUUACAUGUGAAGAAGCUCAUCGUAGGAGAGUCACAAGGGGACGCAUCUCUUAGUGGUUCUCGUGCGGCUACCUUAGGAGGGCACCUCUGUCCGGAUAAAGAGGAACUGAGGGAGAGGUUGGCUCAGCUGGAAGCCAUUUGUGAGGAAAACGAGAAAAGGGCGGAAGAGCGGCGUCGCUUCUUGUACUCCGCAAGGGUUUUCGCAGGGGGGGAAGAAGAACAGCAAAUCGGCAAAAAAGGUGGCAACGAAAUCAGAAACGCCGGGACGGACGCGGCAGAUGAACAGGCCACCCCGUACUCCUUCCUGAAUAGACCCAUAAUGAACCUCCUGCGGAUCUGCCUCACCAUCGACCAGCUGGAGGUCCUGCUCAAUAUGUGUAAAAUUCUGCGCAAUGAUGAAGAGAAGAAGAGGCAGCUAAAGGAGGUGCUUAUCAGCCUGCUGGCCAACCGAGGGAGGGGAAAGUCAGCCACGUUAGGAUUAUUAAUCGCCCUAAGUAUCUACUUCAACUACACCAACGUGAUUCUCUGCUCCGGCAACAACGAUGGCAUGCAGACCAUUUAUGAGUUUAUAGAGAAGGGGCUUCACCUCCUGGGGUACAAGGAAUUCACUCACUACGAGAGGAUACACAACCUGGGAAGGUUAAAAGAAAUCAUAGUUUUUAAGGAUAUCCAUAACCUAAGUAAUGUUAAGCAGAGGAUUCGCUACUUUGACAUACUGGAGGAGGACAUGGUGAACUCAGAACUCAUGAUCGUAGAUGAGGCUGCCUGUAUUCCCAUCGACAUUUUAAGAGGAAAAAUAAAAGGUGAGAUCACCAUCCUGUCGACCACCCUUAAUGGUUACGAAGGGACAGGAAAAACCUUCAUUUUUAAGCUACUCAAACAGCUAAAAAAGAAAUUUAUAACCCAGUUGAGUUAUGACGAUUUCAAACAGAUGAAAAGACUCUACUUUGAAAGAGCAUUCGUGGAUGUCUCCUUGGACACACCUAUAAGGUACAGUUACAACGACCAGGUAGAGGCUUGGCUAAAUAACUUCCUCUGCCUCAACUGUAAUGAGCCAUUCAAACUGAAGAACUCCCUCUGCUCUCCAACCAACUGCCAACUCUACUUUGUUAACAAAAGCAUAUUCAAACGUUUUACCAAAACGAGUGAAAAUUUCCUCAGAAAAAUUAUGACUCUUUUUGUUACCUCCCAUUAUAAGAAUACACCAAACGAUUUGAUCAUGAUUCUGGACUCCCAGCAGCAUCAUUUGUUUGUCCUCCUGAGUGGCAACGUGGACUGCAACAGUCUGUCCGCUGAGGCUGUAGACGAGCUGGACAUUUACGGCGUGCUGCAUUGCGCCAUCGACGGGAUUGUUCACCCUGGUGUGGGUAAACGCCUGAUCAAGCUGGAGGAUCUCACCAAAGGUGGGGAGAACCACAACGAAAUGAACGGAGAGAGGAACGGCGAGGUGAAUGGUCACCACAGCGGAAAUGACGAUUGCAAAAAUGGACAAGCAGGAACCCCCCCUGCGGAGAAGCAUUCCAUGCCCAAAGAAUUCGAAGGCAACCUGAUGCCCUACCUAGUCACCGAGCACUUCGAUUACUACUUCUACAGCUACAUAGGAAUAAGGGUGGUCCGUAUAUCCGUCCACCCGUCCAUACAGAACUUGAAUUACGGCUCGCAGUUCCUGAACAAACUCUUCGACUACUACAGUUUGUAUAAUGGAAAGGGUCGAGAGGGUGGAGCACCCUACAGGGAGAAUGUCAUUCUUUACCGCUGCAGUGGUGAAGAAGGUAACGGGACGGAUGGGCGAAUCUUCUUCGACAAGCAGCUGAGCCACGUCGACUACGUGGGCACGUGCUUCGGACUGACUAAAGGGCUACUCAUCUUCUGGCAGAAAAAUAGCUUCAUCCCCGUUUACCUCAAACAACAGAGGAAUGAAAUAACAGGAGAGUUCAGUCUGCUCAUGUUAAGACAUUUAAAUGAAAACCUCAAGAAGGUAUUCACCAACUUCUAUUUGGACUUUGUGCGUAGCUUCUGCAGCCUGUUGCCCUACUCCUUCAGAAAGCUGGAAUCAUUUGUUGUGUUCAACCUACUACAUAACAACCCAAUCAUAUUGGCGAAUCCAACGCGGGAUGAGCUUCUCCUCCCCAGGGGGAAGUCAAACGGAGAGGAAAAAGUAGAAGUGGAAAAAAAAGCAGAAAAUGAAGUAGUAGUAGAAGAGGAGAAGGAGUUGUUCACCCUACAGGACGAAGACGGGGACCACUACGCCUGCUUCUAUGACGACGAGCUACUCAGCCAAGAAAACCUCUUCUACUUCUUCCACCCCAAUGACAUAUGUCGACUGAAGCGGUUCGUCAUGGAGUCCAAGCCCUUUGCAGACGUUCUCUACCUCAUGCAGACCGUUGCUAAUUUAAUUCUCUUCCGGAAGGUACCCAUCCAGUUGACCUUCCUCGAGUAUACCAUCCUCUACGCUGUGUCCCUCCAGAAGAAAAGCUGCCAAGACAUUUCAGACGAGAUCAGCAUCCACGUGAACCAGACCAUGGCCCUCCUGCGGAAGGUCCUCCACCGCUUCUACACCUACCUCAAGGAUCUCAUGCAAAAGGACAUAGAAAAAAAAGUGGAGGCGCAGUUCAGCCAGAAGCUCCACAAAAAGAAGAAGCGAUCCCGCCAGGUGGAACUCCCCUCGGAGGAAUACAUCGACGAGCUCAACAGGAACACCCGUGUGGUAAAGAAGAAAAGCAAGAAGGAGAAGAGAGCCCUCCUGCGCGAGUUUAACCUAUCAGGAACCGUGAAAAGGAAACAAAUCAACGUCAAGACAAACGACGACGCUGAUCCCCCCAAGGACAAAGUCUCUAGCUGA
Messenger RNA from Plasmodium coatneyi, 3474 nucleotides. RefSeq names its product ATPase. Gene Ontology annotation, cellular component: nucleolus; 90S preribosome. Gene Ontology annotation, molecular function: ATP binding; tRNA binding; 18S rRNA cytidine N-acetyltransferase activity. NCBI's taxonomy places the organism in Eukaryota, Apicomplexa, Aconoidasida, Haemosporida, Plasmodiidae. The record is from RefSeq and is a predicted model, not a curated record. The transcript has 3 exons. Gene Ontology annotation, biological process: rRNA acetylation involved in maturation of SSU-rRNA. Bases 1 to 3474 code for a protein of 1157 amino acids.